AUGACAUCCACAGAGGAGCAAAGAAAGUCGGUGUUGAUUACCGGCUGCUCACCAGGAGGUAUUGGAAACUCGCUGGCGCGAGAGUUCCAUCGUAAUGGGCUGCGCGUCUUCGCAACAGCCCGCGAUGCAAAAUCACUUGAGGAUCUGGCAGCUCUCGGCAUAGAGACUUUAAGCCUCACUGUAGACGAUGAGAAUAGCGUCAGAACAUGCCAUGCCGAAGUAGAAAGGAGACUUGCGGACAAUGGAUUGGAUUAUCUGGCAGACCUUUCGGAAGCCCGAGCAACCUUUGAAACCAAUUUUAUCGCAGUCAUCUGCAUGUGUAAAACGUUCCUUCCCCUUCUGAUAAAGGCCAAGGGCACCAUUGUGCAAAUUGGAUCUGUUGCCGGAGUCAUUCCUUACGUAUUUGGCUCGGUAUACAAUGCCUCGAAAGCUGCUUUGCAUUCAUUCAGCGACUCUCUGCGUGUCGAACUGGCACCGUUUGGAGUACAUGUCACUACCGUCAUCACCGGCGGCGUGCAGUCCCGCAUUGCUCGCGACGAGUAUCAUCGCCGCGUGGUCCAUAGUCAGGACGGCGCUAUGCCGCAUGCGACAUAUGCUCGGAGCGUUGUUGAUCAAGUCCUGUAUGGGUCCGCGCCAUGGCGGUGGUUUUGGCCUUGGGCCAAAGGGCGGAAAAGCUGGAUUUGGGAAGGAAAUAAAAGCUGGCUAGUCUGGUUUCUUACUGGGGGCUGGGCUUGGACUGGCUUAUUCCAUUACGCCAUGACGAAAAUGUUCAAACUGCAUAAAUUGAGUCAAGCCGUUGGAAAAUGAGCAACGCGGAACGUUCUUGCUUGGGACCAUCAAAGGGAGAGAAGACAGAAUCCCCCAAUCCCACACCCGGCCACACCGUCUCCAUCGCUCUUGUUUGUUGAACCCAAUUGCGGAGUAGAUAGAUGAUAUCUUCGGUGCUGAAGAGUCUUAACGAGGAAAAACACACGUCC
Molecule: messenger RNA, 977 nt
Organism: Aspergillus steynii IBT 23096
Lineage: Eukaryota; Fungi; Ascomycota; Eurotiomycetes; Eurotiales; Aspergillaceae
Product: short chain dehydrogenase/reductase
Exons: 6
Coding region: 1-807 (268 amino acids)
Biological process (GO): triglyceride catabolic process; phosphatidic acid biosynthetic process
Cellular component (GO): lipid droplet; endoplasmic reticulum
Molecular function (GO): triacylglycerol lipase activity; acylglycerone-phosphate reductase (NADP+) activity
Source: RefSeq, a predicted model, not a curated record